Messenger RNA from Dentiscutata heterogama, 221 nucleotides. The record is from the annotation of a GenBank genome assembly. NCBI's taxonomy places the organism in Eukaryota, Fungi, Glomeromycota, Glomeromycetes, Diversisporales, Gigasporaceae.
AAACUGGUCUUUUUGAAGCUGUUGGAAGAGGUGUUGGGAGAGGUUUGGAUAAGCUUGUUGAAAUAACAGGAGGGUUGUCAGAAAAACAAUUACUACCUGCAUGUUAUCCUUACUGGAAUGUUAAAAAGCUCAUUGAAGUCCGGGUCGAUUGUUCUGACAUUUUAAUUUAUACUCAGGGAUUAAGUCUUGAUAUUCACAUUGCAGAAUUAAGGCUAUAUUAA